Molecule: messenger RNA, 4772 nt
Organism: Paramacrobiotus metropolitanus
Lineage: Eukaryota; Metazoa; Tardigrada; Eutardigrada; Parachela; Macrobiotidae
Product: leucine-rich repeat and calponin homology domain-containing protein-like
Exons: 15
Coding region: 757-3618 (953 amino acids)
Molecular function (GO): protein binding
Source: RefSeq, a predicted model, not a curated record
CCAGCAUAUACUAGACCAAAAUAAUAAAGUACCGUAUAUUUUAUCGCAAGAAAUGGAACAAAAACUGUAAUUCUGGGUAUUGGCUCUCUUAAUAAUAGCGAUGAUAUUGUAUUAAAUUAUUAAUCAAAAUUCAAUCUAGAAUCAAAGAAUCUAGAUCGAUUCCAGACCCAGUCGAUUCCAUGACGAAGAAGUCUCGAAAAUCUAUCCAAACAUUCGAGCCUGCAAGUUCUUCGACCUGCGAUGAGUCGAUGAGCGCGGCGCAGUGCGUGAGGCCUGAGCACUGAACACCCGGAGCAGCCACGCUUGACAAUCGACCCGUAUCGUACUGAUGUCUGAUUCGUUGUGCUAGCGGCUAGGCAUGAGUCGUACACUCAGCGCACUGCUGAACUCAAAGUCUCACCAAGUUCAACGAAAAACAGGAAAGUGAAAUUAUUGACAUUCUUAAUUCUUCUGCUGCUCUGAUCUUGGAAUGUUUUGGGAAACGAUAAGUUGUAAUUUAAUCAAACGUUUUUGUGAUCGAAGGCCCGCAAGUAGUAGAACAAUCGGCGGAACCAGGUAGGGAGAAACUGGUAGCCGCCGUAAUACUGCAACGGAGACAGCACAAGUUGAAGUGCGUAUGUAUCACUGAUAUCAGAUCUUGAUUCUUGCCUCGGGAAAUAGGCCUUUCUAACGCAAUGGGUGCGGCGGCAGUGGAGGGAAAUACAGUGAAGAGGAACUAAAGGCAUACGCAGUUCUCAGAAGGGGCACGAUGACGCGAUGAUCUCCACUGUUCACGAGCACUCCACUUGCAGGCUGGCCAUGGUGCAGAAUCUCUAUCCUGGGACGGUGCCCCCUCGCCACAGCCUAACCGAGCUCGUGUCUAGUUCAUCGGGAACAGGAAAUCCUGUGGCGGCCCCCACCAGCAGCCAGGCGCACCAGCUGCAGCCGCUGCCCUCCUCCCAUCCGCAUCCGCAGCCCGGCAGCAUGUCCACAGCAGCGCGCCAGCGACCCGCGCGUCCCCUGUCCAACUCGCGGCUGUCCAGCGCCGCGGCCCUGGCCAACUCCCUCUCCAUCGGGCGCAACAUCGAGCGCGUGCUGGAGGACUGCGCCCACACAGGCCGACUGAACCUCAGCGGACGCGGCAUGAAGGAGCUGAGUUGCCCCUCGCCCAGCAAGUACAAUCUCAUCGACACCGUCACUGCAGAUGUUUCGCGCAACCGCUUGAGCGAGCUGCCUGACAGUCUGCUGGAGCUGGUCUUUCUCGAGUUCCUGGACUGCCGGGAGAAUCUCUUGAAGAGUCUGCCUAACGACAUCAUGCGUUUGCGAUGCCUGGUUCACCUGGACCUCAGUCGCAACUUGCUGUCUUCCUUGCCCGCGGUCAUCUGCAAGCUGCCCGCACUGGAAAUCCUCCUAGUCAGCCACAACCGACUGCAGUCACUGCCGGAAGAAAUGGGAUCUCUCCAGUCGCUGAUGGACUUGAACGUCAGCUGCAAUCAAUUGACGCACUUGCCCGCUUCGCUCUCCCGCUUGUCGGCGCUGCGCUCGCUGGAUGUCCGCAAGAAUCUCCUGCAAGCGCUGCCCAAUGACGUGGCCAAAUUACGGCUGAUUCGUUUGGAUGUAUCGCAGAAUCUGUUGACGUCACUUCCGAGUAGUUUGCGGUCGAUGACUACGCUGGAGUACCUGCAUGUGCUGGACAACCCGUUGGACUGUCCAUCUAUGCAGGUCUGCAGCCGGGGACAGAUCCACAUUUUUAAAUGCCUGGAGACCGCCACGCACAAGGGCGGGCCUUAUCUCAAUGGUGAACUGCGCAGAUCCAGCCGCAGUGAAAACGCCAGUCGCGACCGGAAAGAACUGGCUAACCGAAGUGUGGAUCGCGAGAUGAGCGAGUACGCGUGCCCCUCGUCGCUGAUCCCGGUGGCGGUGCCCAUCAACAAGCACGUGCUGGCGGCCGAUGUCCGCAGCAGCAGUAUGGGUGGGCCGAAGCCCAGUCGGCCGGUGGCUAACGGUGUCAGCGCUCCUCCUCCCCCGCGAAGCUUCAGUCUGGAGUUGCCCAGUGUGGAAUCUCGUGAAGACGUAGCCGCAAACGGGAAAGAACAUCCGGAAAACUCGGUUGGACACGCGACUGCCACCCGGGUGGCGUGCGUCGACGAGCCGGAAGCGGCGCAUCUGGAUGGAGUAACCGCGGCAGUGGCCAAUGGGAAAUUGAGCGAAGAGGCGUCCAGUCUGGUUAUGGUGGACGCCAGUCCGGAGAAUGGGCUUCCGCCGGCGCAAGUGGCUGCUGAGGACGCCGGGGCUGCUGUGAAUGGCGGCGUGUUGCCGCUGGCUGCUAGCGGGGAUGAUCAUGCCGUGUUCAAGAAGCCGGCAGCAGUUUCGCAGAUUCCCAGAAAAAUCUCACCCGGACAAACCAGCAGCGGGCGCAACAUUGGAAAAGGCGGACCGAAGAGCGUCGUGGCCAGUGGGCGACCGCGCACCGGCUCCGGUUCGGGGACCGUCUCUAGCAGCAAUAGUUCGCAGGGGAAUGGCAGUGCGAGGGAGGCAGCGCAUCCGGAUCACAAGGGACUGCGCAGCAAAGAGGCCAGCCUGGACGACAAGAGCUCCAGCGCGGUGUCGACGCCGCAGACCUACCCCAGUCCGGUCCCGGAGAAGGAGGCCGCGGCCGGCAAGACCGACCAGAUUUCUCCCAAAGGGAAAGCCCCAGCUGCCCCUUCGAAGAGUGCCCGAACGAUGACGAAGCAGAAAUCGGCUGGCUCCGCUGCGGUGAACGGUGCGGGCGAUGCGUCCGCCGUGUCCAGCGCUCGCAAAGCGUCCUUGCCUUCCGGCAGCAGUUCGACUGUUGCUGUGGCGGCUGCCAAGUCCGCAGUCACUGCGCCCGAAUAUAAUUCUAACUUCACCAUUCGCCGUCAGCAGGAACAAAUGAGGGAGGAGAACGAAAAAGUGCAAGUACUGCGCAAGUAUUUGGAGAGCCGGCUGAAAUUGCGCUUACCGGACGACUUGUUGGGCGCGUUGCAAGACGGGGUGAUCCUGUGCCACCUGGUCAACCACAUCCGGCCCCGCAGCGUCAUCAGCAUCCACGUGCCCACGCAGACGCAGUCGGCCUCCUCCUCCCUGUCCGCCAGUGCCACGCCGCCCAAACUGACGCCCGCCAAGUGUCGCCGCAACGUGGACAACUUCCUCGAUGCCUGCCGCCGUCUCGGUCUUUCCGAAAACGCUGUGUGCUCCUCUGACGCUAUCCUUUCACCUAACCGCUACUACCUUAACGCUUUUCCCUCUGCUGCUCCCGCUGCUUCCUGUUCGCAUGCAUCUGCGCUGCCGCUCUCAGACGGCGUCCCGGGCCUCGCUGACGAAACUCCGCCCGAGGCAGGCGGCGCUGAUGGGUGCGGUCACUGCGGUGCUGGUGCCCUGGGGGAGAUGUUGUUGUCGCUCAUGCGCCUGGAUCUGCAGCUGCAGCUGGACGGGUCCAGUUCGAAUCGACCGGCCGCAUCGACUGAUUCGACUCAUGCCGCUACCGGCGCAGUGGCAACUGGUCAGCCUCGGCAGCGGAACAGGGAUAGUCUGUACGCUGGCUUGCUGCUUGUGAUGUACGUUGUGGCGGCGCUUUCCUACCUUCUCUACGUCUCUGGCUACUCCUUCUCAUUGUGAUGCCGUCGCGCUGUCCUUUCAUGUUCAUGUGAUCUGCUGUGCAGUGUGCAUGCUGCUGCUUUCCGCGAGUGUUCCUCUUUGCUGAUAAUAUGAUCGGCGUGCGUCAUCCGCGUAUAGAAUAGAAGUACGGCUUUUUCGCCACAUUCGAAUGCUGCGUUCAGAGGCAGUUGUACUCGUGAUAUGGGCAGCGGAUAGUAGUCUUUUUUUGUUAGUUGUGACUUGUGAGUGACCGGUCGCUGGUGGCAGCUUGUUUUGGCUGGGAGUGGGAAUAAUAUUGUAUUCACUUUUACUGCUACAUGUACACCAGUGACCAGACUAUAUAAAAAAAUGAAAUACAGUAGUCUGAAAAUGCUCUAUAUAUAUAUAAAAUCAUAUACAGUAGUCUGAAAAUGCAACUACCAUUAAUUAAGGCUUCGAAAACUUCGUACAAACAACAAAAUUGAUGGGCAGUAGAAAAAGGUUUAUUCUGGAAAUGUCGAGCAGGAGGAUGUAUAGUUGAGGCAGUGACAUUUAAUAAGUAAAGGAAGUGGCGUUGGAUGCUGCAUUAGCACUAAAAGUACUCGUACAAGUGUCUAUAUUUCACGUUUGAUUUAAGUGAUCUAUGUGGCGUUUUUCUAAACAUUGUGGAAGCUUGUCUCUUGGUUUCUAACUUGCAUCGGUCUGGUUCCAAGCGACGCAUUUACACUUAAAUUAAUUCUUAAUUCUCCAGUAGACGUAAUGCAGAGAAAGUCGGUUUUCAUGAUGAAAAUCCAUAAGGAAAAAUUGAGAAUUUUUGACAACUUUCAAGGUAAAUUGGCAUUAUGCACUGUAUGCUGGUGCACCGACCGGUUGCGAUUGCUCUGAGCACCGGAAGUCCCUGAAUUUUUUUCAUUUGAAGUGUUCAGUUGAGAGAUUUUUAAGCAUAAAUUAUGUUAGGCAGGAUAGUGAUUUCCAAGGAAAUACGUCCGAAAUCGUUCGUAUGCGCUGAGAGUGUGUCUAGACAGUCUAGUUGCAGCGACUCUACACGGCUGUCAGAAAGUCAGAAUAGUGCGGCUUUACCUUCUAGUAACAUAAAUGCACUUCAUCUGCUGAAGCUGCAAACAAGCACAAGUUUGUACGUAUAGAGUUGACCAGGGCCAGCGAUGUGGCGGUGCGGCGGUGACCGGCCAGCAGCG